This is a messenger RNA of Ostrea edulis (European flat oyster), 798 nucleotides long. RefSeq names its product putative nuclease HARBI1. The record is from RefSeq and is a predicted model, not a curated record. Lineage: Eukaryota; Metazoa; Mollusca; Bivalvia; Ostreida; Ostreidae. The coding region runs from base 1 to 798 and encodes 265 amino acids. The transcript is spliced from 2 exons.
AUGCCUUUGACCAACAGAAAUCACAGUGUACCUGCAAUUGUGCAAGUCAUGGUUGCCUUGAGAUACUAUGCUACAGGUAAGAUGCAGCUAUGUAGUGGUGACAACUUUGGUCUUCACCAGUCAACGGUUUCAAGAAUAAUUCAAAGAGUUACUACCGCUCUUGUUCAACCAAUAAUUGUCAAGCGAUUCGUUUCCUUUCCAAUGGACCCAGGAACUAUUCGAAAGCACCAGGUUGACUUUUUUGCCAUUGCUGGUUUCCCAGGCGUGGUUGGGGCGAUUGAUGGAACUCAUGUGCGAAUUAUAGCUCCCAGUGAACACGAAGUGGAGUAUGUCAACCGGAAAAACUUUCACAGUAUAAAUGUACAGAUUGUAUGUGAUACCUGUUAUAAGAUUUUAGACAUCGUAGCAAGCUGGCCGGGAGCGACUCACGAUGCCAGAAUACUGAGGGAGAGUGGUCUAUUUCAGCACUUUCAACGACGUUUAUUGCCCGUGAAAUGCCAUCUUCUCGGUGAUAGCGGUUAUCCUGGGAAAGACUGGCUGCUGACACCUUUUUUUAAAUCCACAAGCUGGUCCACAGUCACGGUACAACAGCAUCCUCAACGUGCCAGCAAUGUCAUCAUAGCAUGCGGAGUUUUACAUAACAUCGCAAAAAUGUUCAAUCUGCCCCUCCCUGACGAUGAUGACAACGCAGAUGCUUACAAUGACAAUGGAAAUGCCAAUGACCACAUAGUUGCAGAUAUCCAGGGUACAGAUGGUCGAGCUUACAGAAACCACAUUGUUUCUGCUCAUUUUAUGUAA